AUGAGUCCCCUCGAGCUCCAGCUAGAUCUGCAGCACCCGCCACAGGCCUCGCAUUCGAACCGUGGGUCGCCGCGGGGGAGACAGCAUUCGGUCCCUGCACCCGCCGUAGAGUUUCACAGCUUUGACGACGUUGACAUCACCUCGUCCAUCCGACCUCCACCUUCUGCACUGACUGCGACUGCUGCGACUGCCUACGACCCGCACAGCGACGCUCCUUCUCCUCUGCAGGACUACCCCCGAUCUGCGCCCAGCAGCCACCAGCGCACAUUGACCGGCACCUUCUUUGACAACCUUACCCGCGCAACAUCCACACUACAGCAUCAUAGAUCACGAACAUCUCUUCAUUCGCCAACAAAGUCGCUGGCCAGCUUCAUCCCUUCGAGGCCCGCAGUAGAGUCGGCCGCCAGCCAGCCCAAGAUCCGCGCGCUGCAGAACUGGUUCAACGGCUCCUCUGGGCCCGUGAAGAUAGGUGUUUCCCAGUCCGGAGAAGACUCCGAGACAGGCGAAGGUUCCGAGUCAGGCUCCGAGGUCGGCUCCGAAUACUACUCUUCAGACGAAGAAGAAGAGGAGGAGGAAGAGCACGAAGAGCGGGGUAACAUGAUGGCGAACCUCUUCAACCGCGGAUCAUCGUUGACGCGAGGCCUGAGCCAGAGCCCAACAAGACGACCCGAAGGCCCGGCGACUCCGACAAAAACACCGAACCCGUCUACACCCAGCACCAGAUUCGCGUGGCUGCUAUCCACACAAAAGAACGCGGUGCUGCCACCUCCAGUCGCGUCGCCUACCUACCACAACCCAGACGACGAGCUCCUGAACCUCAACAUCUCCCAAGCCCUGUUCCCACACGGGCCUGCAGACCCCCUAGCGCCAUCCUCUUUCCACGACCUCCUCACAAACGCCGAGGCCCUCCUCGCCCGCUACCAGUCCUCGUACCGCCAACUCUCCACCACACUAGUCGACGUGCAAUCCGAGCAAAGCGCGCAAGACGACGAGCUCGACGAAGCCGAAACAAGAGCACGCCACCUAAAAAUGCAGCUCGAAACAAUGGCCGCCCGCGCAACAGAGCAAGACGAACAAAUGCGCAAACUAAUGGAAGACCUGACCUUUGAGCGACGCGCCCGCCAAGACGAAGAAGCAGCCCGAAAGCGCAACAUGGCACUCAUCCGCGGCUGCGAACACGCCCCCUGCCAAACCACACCCAGAAAACACACCCGCGUCUCCAACUCCCAGAUGAGCGUCGACUCGGGCUUCGAGUCAGAGUGCGAAACAGACGCUACUAGCCUCUUCUCCCCCAACUGCCUCAGCCCCGCCGGAACAGAACGCUCCUCCUCCAUCCUCGACUCGGACCCCCUCGACACUACCCCGACGAAUCGCAAAUCAAACUUCUUGAAGCGCGGAAGCACGUACGAUAAGCCCCGUAAUGCGGCGGUUAACUUCGCCCAGGGCUGCGAUAAUUGCGAGGGCGGGUCGCAGGCUGCUGUUUGGGGGAGGCUGUCGAGGGAGAGAGAGGAGAAUCGCGUGCUUAGGCAGCGGGUGGAGACGCUGGAGGAGGCUGUGGAGAGUGCGUUGAAUGUUGUGGAUGGGCCGUGGGGGUUGUAG
Dothidotthia symphoricarpi CBS 119687 is the source of this 1599-nucleotide messenger RNA. RefSeq lists its product as uncharacterized. NCBI's taxonomy places the organism in Eukaryota, Fungi, Ascomycota, Dothideomycetes, Pleosporales, Dothidotthiaceae. The record is from RefSeq and is a predicted model, not a curated record. The coding region runs from base 1 to 1599 and encodes 532 amino acids. The transcript has a single exon.